UCUGUCGGAAGUCACGGCGGCUCACAGCAGUAUUCAUCGCCUCGGCCACAGGACCACGAGCGUGAUCCUCCAUCACUCUUUCCCAUUCGUCCAUUGUGACUUCAGCACGCCGCCCUGACAUGGCCAAUCCCGAGUCGUACGCCGCCUCAUUAGGCUACUCGAUCGUGAGUGACUUGGAAAAUGCCAUGUCAAUGUCAAUCGGCUCGGAGGACUCGGGUGAGGGAUUGGAUCACAAGCAUGAUUCUCCGACCCGCGACAGCGGGAGUGGCAGCGCCCCCACGGCCGCUAACCUCGCUGCCGACGAACAUGGCAACGGACGGCCCAGCGGAGGGCAGCAGAGCGAGGAGGUAGCCGAGUUGGCCCGGCAAAACAAAGAGCUUCGGGCCCAGCUCGAACGCACCAUGCGGGAAAAGGAUACCGCUUUGGAAGUGGCGAAGACGUUAGUCCAAAACGCGUCCCAGGCAAACGCCAACUUUUUCAGCACCUUGCGCUCGCUGCGCCAAGAAGCGAACAGCGCCAAAGGUGCUUGGGCUUUCCUACAGGGCGAGCUUAACAAGAAGACCCAGCAGCUCGAAAACGCCAACGAGCAGCUGGCCGCUGCCCGGCGGGAGUCGGAGUGGGACCGGCAACAGUUGGCCGAGAUGUCUGGGGACUUGUCUGCCGAGUUUGAGAAGAGGCAGGCCGCUGAGAAAAGGGUCAAGCUCUUCGAGGAGGAGUUGAAGACGACCGACAAGGAGCUGGCGGAGAAGGACAAGCAGCUCAGCGACGCCGAAGAGUACAAGAUGCGGGUCGAGCUGGAGUUCCAACCAAAGUACGCCUCUCUGUGCGGGCGUUUCACGGAGCUGAAGGAGCGACAUGAGAUCUACUUGCAGCAGCUGAAGGAUGCAACCGACCCCACCAAGGCAGCCGAGAGGCGGGCCGAGGUCAUGGUCGCCGUCCGCGAGGAGCUGAAUGCCGCUAUCUCGGCUGCUGAGCGGCGGCAGAGCGAGAUCCUCGAGCAGACGAGGGAGGUCAGCCAAGGCAUGCAGCGCAUGGUCGACUCACUGGGGACUCGUCUCGACGAGGCCCUCCACGGGUACAACGACGGCAACAGCAAGCUGGAGGCUAGUGUGGAAGAAUUUCUGACGGAACGUGUCUGUAUGAAGGAGCAGCUGAGAGGGUUUGAGGAACGAAUGAACGAGAUGCUCCGCGCGCAGCUUGCGCAGGUAACUUCUGGGGUUGCGCCUUCACGUCCGCCACAACCUGGUCCUUCCCCCCCCCAGUUCUCGUCCUCUAACUCGCCUUACUACUAUUCACAUUUUCACCUGCGCGGAUGAAGGAACGAAGGGGAGGUGGCUGUGGUAUACUAGUAAUCAACGACAGGAAAACGACAACUGAUUCACCUCAAAUCGUUCAACUGACACUUCAAGAGCAUGAAGAUUGCCCAACUGAAAAUUUGGAUUUCCUGCACGUACAAGAUCCCCGAAUGGAUUCCUGAAUGACUAUCCAGCCCCUGGAACUUCCUGAAAUUCUCCAUG
Messenger RNA from Parathielavia appendiculata, 1517 nucleotides. RefSeq lists its product as uncharacterized. The transcript is spliced from 2 exons. Bases 120 to 1316 code for a protein of 398 amino acids. NCBI's taxonomy places the organism in Eukaryota, Fungi, Ascomycota, Sordariomycetes, Sordariales, Chaetomiaceae. The record is from RefSeq and is a predicted model, not a curated record.